UUUUCUUUUAAUUUUUCCUCCAACACUUGUUCAAACUCAGGUUGAAGGAAGCUCUACACUUUUUUCUUUGGACUUUUUUUUGGGGAACCGGCUUAUUUUUUUAAAGCCGAUCUUGCUGAAUCGUUUUCCAGCUGCAAUCAAAGCUUUUUACAUUUCUUGUUGUGAAGAUGAAGAAGAAAAGAAGAAGGAUUUGACAGAAUCUGUAGAUUUGUUAAUGCCUGGGAUUGGAGAAGUUGUUGGUUUAUUUUUAUUUUAUUUAUAAAUAAGAAACGGAUCAGAACGUGUUGGUCAUGAUGGAUUUUUUUGUCAAGAGAGAAGCAUUUGUUUGCUGGGGAAUUUUUAAGUAUUUCAAAUUCCAUCGACAUUCCAACUUGGAUUAAAUUUAAGCUGGGAAUAACUCGUUCAAAUUAUUCGUUCUGAUCUCUUUAAAUUCAUUUUGUAUAUGGUUGUAUAUUUUUUCCCUUUCAAGCUUUAAACAAAUUUUUUAUAAAAAAAAAUUUUUUUUAAUUUUUAUUCGUUCAAAUUAUUUGUUCUAAUUUCUUUAAAUUCAUUUUAUAUGCUUGUAUAUUUUCCCCUUUCAAGCUUUAAACAAAUUUUUUAUAAAAAAAUUUUUUUUAAUUUUUAUUUGUGUACUAUAAUUUUAUGCUAUAAUUUUUUUAUACCUACUUAAUGUUUUCUUUUAAUUAUUUUACCAUUUCUUCUAAUUUUUAGAUCAAAAUUUCAAUUUACUUUAAUUAAAUUAUUUUACAAUAAUGAGCGAGGAUCGAAAAAUUAUUAAACAUGAAGGUGUUAAAUAUUAUAAAAAGGAAAGUCGUUUGGUUCCAAUUGGAGAAGACAAAGUGCCUGCUGACAUUAAAACCAAAAAAUCCAAAUUAAACCUUCAACCAGAAAUUCUAAUUGAUAUAUUUAAACUUCUCAACUUUGUUCAAUUAUUGGCUGUUCAACAAACAAAUUUUUAUUUCAAAAAUUUUAUUGACAAAUAUGGAAAAGAAUUGGCAAGAAAGAAAUUCAAAUAUCUUUAUUUUGUGCUUGAUUUCGACUUUCGUUUUGACGGACAUAGUAUAUUUGUUCGACUAGAACAUCAACCUAAUGAUUUUCAAUUGAGUGAACAACUUGAGGAAAAGUGGAAACGUGCAAUAGAAGAGUCAAUUCCAAUGUUUUUAACAUGGCCUGAAAUGGAGGAACUAGAAACCGUUGUUUGUGAUUUGGGACAAGAUUAUUUCAACGAGUUUCACGAGAUGGGCCAAACUAUUAAGCCUAGUGAGCCUUUUUAA
Molecule: messenger RNA, 1274 nt
Organism: Meloidogyne enterolobii
Lineage: Eukaryota; Metazoa; Nematoda; Chromadorea; Rhabditida; Meloidogynidae
Source: the annotation of a GenBank genome assembly